AUGACUGACCGGUUCUCGGAGGAGACAGUUCGACUCGGUUCUAGAACCUCGAUCCGGCUCUUGUCUUGUCUAUAUAAUAUAUAUAAUAUACUCGCACAACUAAUAGAUAGACGAUUGUAUUUUCGGGAUUGGCAAAAUGUCUGCUUACGAGAUAACGUGGUGAUUGGGAAGCUGAAGCUGAAAGGCAAAGCCUUGAACGUGAAAGGUGGGAUCAAAAAGAAGAAGAAGGUUUUAGAAACGAGGUCAGAUGACACCGGCGGAUCGGAGAGCCGAUAUCUCGAGCAGGCAGAGAGGCUUCAAGCUCAAAGGCUUGCCCAAAUGGCCAAGAAAUCGCAUCGUGAUCGGGUUCAGGAAUUCAAUCAGUAUCUGGCUAACCUAUCUGAGCAUUACGACAUCCCCAAAGUAGGCCCUGGUUAACAUCCCUUCUGCAUUUUCAGUUCGGCUGAAAAUAUUGUAUUCUGAUUAUCAGAAUUGGAAGUGAAAAUUGCUUUGUCAAGAGAUCUGUAUGAGAAGUAAGGAUUUGUUUAGGAUGCUCACUUGGUCAUGUUGAUUACAACAUGACAUCUCUCUUGAGGAAAGAUCAUGAUUCGCAAUGCUUAAAUUGAAGAAAACAAACUACAAAACUAGAUUGCGCAAGACUAUUAGUAACAUAAGGUCCUACA
Rosa rugosa (rugosa rose) is the source of this 662-nucleotide messenger RNA. RefSeq lists its product as uncharacterized. Gene Ontology annotation, cellular component: nucleolus. Lineage: Eukaryota; Viridiplantae; Streptophyta; Magnoliopsida; Rosales; Rosaceae. The transcript has 2 exons. The record is from RefSeq and is a predicted model, not a curated record. Bases 1 to 417 code for a protein of 138 amino acids.